AUGUGGACUUUUAUCGCCGGUCUUCUUACUCUGUCGCUCGGGAUAUCCGCGACUUCAUUCCCUCGAGACAAUGCCGGCGCACCCACAGCCCGCGUCAAGAACGGUACAUACGAGGGUGUUUACUCGCCGGAAUAUGACCAAGACUUCUUCCUUGGAGUUCCAUUUGCUCAACCUCCUGUGAAUGACCUUCGGUUUAGGCUACCACAAUCCUUGAAUGCGACUUGGGAGGGCACGAGAGAAGCAAAAGACUAUUCCCUCCUCUGCGUUGGAUACGGCCUUGAUCAAACAUUCUACAACCAGUCCGAAGACUGCCUAUAUCUCAACAUAGUGCGGCCCGCUGGCUACGACCAGGAGAAACUCCCCGUCGGCUUUUGGAUCCAUGGCGGAGGGUUCAGCAACGGCGGCGGCGGCGAUCAGCGCUAUAACCUCUCAUUUAUCGUCAAGCAGUCCGUCAAGAUCGGCAAGCCAAUAAUUGGCGUUUCAAUCAACUACCGGCUUAACCUCUGGGGAUUCCUCCACUCAAAUGAAGUUGUAGGGGAAGGAAUCACGAACCUAGGUCUAAGGGACCAGCGCCUUGCUCUGUACUGGGUGCAGGAGAACAUUGCUACCUUCGGCGGAGACCCUGGGAAGGUGACAAUCUUCGGCGAGUCCGCUGGCGCCGCCUCAGUCGGCUUCCAUGUCGCGACGACAAGCUCUUCCGCGCCGCAAUACUACAGUCUGGUAAUCCCAUAUUCUACGGAGCCGAAAAUGGAACGCAGCGCUCGCAAGCCUCCUUCGAGGCGAUCGUAUCCCAGGUUGGAUGCGCCGAGGCCUGGGACAGGAUCCAAUGUCUCCCGCGAGGUCUCUUUCCUGACGCUGAACGCUACAUAUGACUCGAUCAACGGAUCCUUCGCACCUACAAUUGACGGCGACUUUAUUCGCACCUACGGCAGCAAACAGCUCCUCGAUGGCCAAUUUGUCAGAGUACCCAUCAUCACGGGCACCAACAGCGACGAGGGUGCCUCUAUGAGCCCCACAGGAAUCAAUACAACCGAAGAUUUCAAAGCGACUCUUUCCAGCUUCCUCCCUGUUUCAUUUCAAGACGCCAUCCUAAAAGCCUACCCGGAUGACUUGUCGGUCAAUGUCAUUGCCAGCCUAGGAGACCAGCGACCAGUGGCUCCUUACGGGGCACAGUUCCGGCGCAGCGCCUCCUUCUGGGGCGACUACUACUUUAUCGCAUCGAGGCGACAAACCGCCAAGACAUGGGCUGCGCAUGGCAUCCCCGCGUAUGCGUACAGAUUCAACGCUAUUCCCGCGGGUGUUCCUCCCGAAGUUGGCGUGGGCCAUUAUAAGGAGAUCGGGUUCAUGUUCAACAAUCUCGAGGGCGUAGGCUACAGACCAGAUAUCAAACCCUUCGAGGGCAAGGGACAGAACUAUAUCGAUCUCGCGGACUUGAUGAGCUCGACAUGGGCGAGCUUUAUUCAUGAUCUGGAUUUGAAUAACUAUACAGGGCGAGACACGAAUAUCCCGGAUUGGCCGAGGUAUGAUGUGCUGGAGCCGCGGGAUUUUGUCUUUGACGCAAAUGUCACCAGCUAUACGGAGGAUGACACGUAUCGGGCAGAGGGUAUUGCCUUGAUUAAUGACCAUGCUGCGGGGGUUUUGCACAGGUAG
Messenger RNA from Aspergillus nidulans FGSC A4, 1650 nucleotides. RefSeq lists its product as uncharacterized. Lineage: Eukaryota; Fungi; Ascomycota; Eurotiomycetes; Eurotiales; Aspergillaceae. The record is from RefSeq and is a predicted model, not a curated record. Gene Ontology annotation, molecular function: carboxylesterase activity. The coding region runs from base 1 to 1650 and encodes 549 amino acids. The transcript is spliced from 3 exons.